Ixodes scapularis (black-legged tick) is the source of this 6315-nucleotide messenger RNA. Its product is annotated as eomesodermin homolog. NCBI's taxonomy places the organism in Eukaryota, Metazoa, Arthropoda, Arachnida, Ixodida, Ixodidae. Gene Ontology annotation, biological process: heart development; regulation of transcription by RNA polymerase II; positive regulation of DNA-templated transcription. The transcript has 7 exons. Gene Ontology annotation, molecular function: RNA polymerase II cis-regulatory region sequence-specific DNA binding; DNA-binding transcription factor activity, RNA polymerase II-specific. The record is from RefSeq and is a predicted model, not a curated record. Gene Ontology annotation, cellular component: nucleus. The coding region runs from base 79 to 2565 and encodes 828 amino acids.
UUGAUCGCAAGUAGGGAGCCUUCGCACGCCGGAUGCGUCCGAAGGCUCCCUAUUCGCGCGCUGUCACUGCAGCGUAGCAUGGAUGUAUCGUCACGUGCUCUCGGAAACCGAUUCCAGCGGCGGGUGGGCAGGUCGGAGGCCAGGGGAGUCGGCAGCCAGCAGGCCCGGGGUCGAGGCCCCAGCGCGGAGCCGCGGCGCGUUCCCCCCGCGCGCGUGGCGACGUUUUCCGGUCGUCCUUGGGGGCCUCGUGGGGUCGCCGGGCUCUGCGGCUUGGCGACUCCCCGGGCCCACUUGUGCGGCGGCGGCCACACAGCCCGCAAUCGAUAUCGAGCGGCGAGAGCGCGGCCAGACUGGUCCGAGACGCAAUCACCGCGGCCCCUGUCGCCGAGCGCGGGCACGAGGCGUCGUGGCGGCGGCGGGGGGCCUCGCCCCGGGCGCAACACGGCCAAUGGGCAGGCGCGUCGACGUCGGCCGUCCUCCGGUCGAGCCCGCCCCCCGGAAGCCGCGGCGGCGGGGGAGGGGCCUGGUGGCGGCCAGCGCGGCGAGCUCGGCGUCCGCGCGGACGCCCUGGCGACAGCGCGGCUGCCCGGACGUUCGUGUGCCCGAUUCUCGGUCGGGGGAGGAGUUGCCUUCCUGGGUUGCACAGGGGCGCCACGAGCGGACCCUGCCCCGGCGGCAGUGGCCGCCGAUACGGCCGGCCCAAGCCCCGCUGCUGCGGCUCUAUGGUGGCCGCGGCCCCGCUCGCCGCGCAAAUGGACCCUGGCGACCCCGGCCGCGAGAUCCAGCCCCAUGUCGGCGAGGGCCAAGGACUUCUCCAUCGACGCGCUCAUCGCCGGCAGCCGCAGGCCGCCACGCCCGGACAGCGCCAACGACUUCUCGGACGGCGACGCGCCGCCGGACGCGGACCCCGCCGAAAAUGUCGGAGAGCGAGGCAGCCCCGGGUUCGGGCGGCACCAGCAGCGGUUGCUGGCGUCGUCCCCGGGGGGCCACGCGGCCGUGUCCAGCCUCAAGUUCCUGGGGCGCUUCGGCGGACACGCGCAGCCGGCCGAGUCCUCGCCGCCCUCCAGCGCGUCCUCGCUCGGCGAAGACGACCUGCAGCGGCCGGAGACGCCGUGCGGCUCCGUCGAGUCCUUUCCGACCGGCCAAGGUGGCUCGUCGGCCGACGGCGGACGCCUCGCCUCCCAGGCGGCGGACGCCUCGAGCGACGCCUCGAGCGCGGCGGCGUCUCCGACUGGGACCGCCGGCUCCGGCAAGCACAGAGAAGGCGGCGCGAGCACCAACAAGGGCUCCUCCGGCAGGCUGGAGAACCCGCAGAUACUGCCACGGUGCAACAGCGAAGAACUGAGGAGCGCUGACGCCCACCUGGAGACCAAGGACCUCUGGGAGAAGUUCCACGAGCUUGGCACCGAGAUGAUCAUCACCAAGACCGGAAGACGGAUGUUCCCCACAUUGCGAGUUUCCUUCAACGGCCUGCAGCCCGAGGGCCGGUACGUGGUACUCCUGGACAUCGUGCCCGUGGACAACAAGAGGUACCGGUACGCGUACCACCGGUCCUCCUGGCUCGUGGCGGGAAAAGCCGACCCGCCGUCUCCGGGUCGCUUCUACGCCCACCCGGACUGUCCCUUCACGGGGGAUCAGCUGCGCAAGCAGGUCGUCUCCUUCGAGAAGGUCAAGCUCACCAACAACGAGAUGGACAAACAGGGACAUAUCGUGCUGAAUUCGAUGCACAAGUACCAGCCCCGGAUCCAUCUGGUCAAGCUUCGCCCCGACUGCUGCUCAAACCCGCCGGUCAUAACUGAUCUCGAAGCGGAGCAAUUUCGAACGUACAUCUUCCCGGAGACAGUCUUCACCGCCGUCACAGCGUACCAAAAUCAACUAAUAACAAAACUGAAAAUAGACAGCAAUCCUUUCGCCAAGGGCUUCAGAGAUUCUUCCAGGCUAACGGACUUAGAAGGGGAGUCUGUGGAAACCCUGCUACGAGAGCACGCUUUCCGGCAUUCCCCCUUCCGAGCUUUCAUGACUGGAGAUCUUCCGCCUGAGCAUCAGUUCUUGGCUUCUGCUGGAGCGCUGGGGCGGCUUCCUCCAGGCAGCGAGCUCCUGUUCCUGGCCAACGGCGCCGCGUCGUCGCCGUGGAAGAUGCCCACCUUGCCCAUGGCCAUGGCGGACCUGAGCGCGCUCAUGAGCGCGCAGCAGCAGCAGCAGCAGCUGCACAACUUCCCCGGUUUCUACUUCGGCUUCCCGCGGGCGCUGUUCCCGCACUUCCCGGUGGCCAGCCCAGCUCCGCCGCCGGCCCGGUCUCCGUGUUCGGCGGCCGGCGGCGGCUCGUCGUCGCCCACGCCCGCGUCGCCUGGCAGGCCGGGCCCUGUGCCGAGCGCGGGUUCGCCGGGCCCCCCGUCGGGCCCACCGCCGUCGGCGGCGACCACAGCAGCCGCGGCGCUGUACUCGACGCGGGCCGUCUACCCGGGACUUAAAUACCACCCCUACUUCCACCCCAGGUUGCUGCAUUCAGCCGCGCCCCGGGAGGGCAGUCCGGUCGAGUACGACAGCAUCGCGCCGCAAGUGUGAACCCGAACUGCGUGCGUGUGCCCGGUGCGCGAGUGCAAUGGACAGUUCCACAGAUUGUAUAGUCAGAGCCAUGGUCACGCUUCUCUUUUCACCGUCUCCCACGCACCUUGUUCGCCGUGGAUUUUUUUCAGCCCAUUUUUUACUACGGGCACGGCUGGCAAGCUGCUCUGGACCACGGCGAUCCGCGGCGAUAGCGUUUGUAUUCUAGGACGACGGCGAGAGUUCCCUCGCCACAUUUUCAUUUGCCGUCGAUUCUGGGGUACGGUCAUGUUCAAACCUCCACUCGCGCUGGUGGUUCCCUAGCCCAGCAGACAAGGAGGCACAGUUACGGGACCUGCACCUGUUCUUUGAAUCAAACACACGAACCCACAACAGUGGCCGAGCACUUUCUAUUCGGAGCGUAACCAAUACCCAAGCAUUCUUGACACGGGCCGUGUUUAUAUUAAGAGCACAAUCAUCCGCAUCUCUGCUUAACCAAAAGCCCGUCACAGGGAAAAUAACAAUGCUUGAAAGAACAUUCACCAGGUCAAGCAAUGGACCUUUCUAAAUUAAGAAGUAAUCUCGCGCCACGCGCUCCAAACUGUUUUGGAGGCAAGCGGCCCCCAGAGUGGAGUAGUGACGAGGUUAUUUUGGAUACAUAUACUUGCUUGCAGGUGGCAAGUCUAAAAUCAUUCAGUAUAAUAUUUGUCUUGCGCAGUAGACAUCGAUCUACGUUUGCCGCGUGCGCAUGAGAUCUUACGUGAUGAAUGAGAUGUUCUGGAUAGCACAUAUCAAAAACAGGAGACGAUGACGCUGCACUCCCAGCUCUAAGGGCAACAAGCAUAAAAAUAUCUGCUUCAGCUGCCUCCAAAACAUGUGCAGCCGUUGGCUGCUAGGUAGAAAGAGCGUGCGCAGGCACAGGGCUCUUCUUGGACCAAGUCCAUUGACCACACCUGUCCGCCAAUCCCGAAUAAACAUUUGUUGGCGGGAUAGAAGCGCCGAAGGACAGAGACUAAGUGAAGAAGGUGACGACAAGACCGGGGGAGGGGGGGGGGGGGGGGGGGGUGAGGUGGCAGAUGGACUUAUCGUCACCUUCUUCACUUUGUCCCUGUCCUUCGGCGUUUCUAUCCAGUCAUGAACCAACUAGCCCAACUCAACUUUUUGUCGCAUUUGUUCGCGUGCCGCACUGAAAAGGCGUCGGGACGAGUCUGUGCUAACGAGAUGUGUAUGCGUUGUCAACACGAGCACGUUUGUUAAUUGUUGGCGCUGCUUGUACUCAAAAAUCAUUAGAAUAUGUUUGUCCUUUGUUGGCGGACAGAGUUGGCCUUGUGUGAAUGUGCCUUCAAACCUUUCGGCCCAACCAUAAAUUACAUUGAUUCAAAGUACCAUACUGCUAAUUGCAGUGCUAAUUGCAGUGCUAAUGCAUUGAUCAUGCUCAAAAGUAAACGUACUGAAAAAAAUUAGUUCAGUAGGGACAUCCGAGAACCCGAAGUCAGGGACGUCAGAAGUGUUGGGGUAAAUAGGAGGGGGGGGGGGGGGGGGGGCACUGUUUUUUCCCCUGAAUUUCUUACUAGAAAUUACUAAAAGUUUGGAGAAGCGAUCGCCCCCCCCCCCCCCCCUCCCCUUCCCCCCUGUUCUGACGCCACUGCCGGGAAUUGUUUACCACAGAACCACAGAACAAAAAAUCUGCCACCUCCCACUUAGAGUUAUAUUCACUGAUUUUUGUUUUCCUCCGUUAAGAGGGUAUAUGAUGAAUUCAUUUCUUUCUCUGCCAGCAAACUAAUAGGCCUAUUUAUACGAGGGGACACUAUCUCCACGUGUUUUUCCGACUGCGGUAAAGUUCACGGAAUCGUCCCAAUGCAUUUCACUAUUGGAUAUUUAAUCUAUUCCCAACUCGGGGACAAGACAUACAAAUACAUUGUAGAAAGGGGACUUCCAUUCUGUCCUAAUCUAUAAUUUCAUACUACUUUAGACACUUGAUUCUCGCGUUCUGAGCUCUUGGAUUCGUAUAUGCAAUUGAAAAAAAAAAGCACGAUAAAGACCCUCUCAAUCUUCCUGAUGGAAAUAGGCAACUCUCUACAAAUACUGUUCUAAAACUCGUUGCAAGAUAAUUUAAAAGGUCGUAUUCUUAUAAAUAUCAGGAGCUACUAAUAUUAAAAGAUACCGUAUUCUUUAUCAACAGCGUAUCAGCGAGGGAAGUCAUGUUAAUAAAGCGAUACAUGGAUUGUUUCAGCUGUAGGUCUUGGUUCAUAUGAGGUAUUUUAAGAUUCUCACUAGGUACCAGACAGACCUAUUCCAAGUCCCGUGUGCAGAAAAGAUGUUCUUAUUUGGUGUCUGCAUGUGAAUUCAGCGGAUGUCUUAUUCAGAACUUGGCUGAUCUUUAAUGACGGUUCUUGAAGCAAUGUCAUAUGCAUAGGUGCUAAGGAUCUUGUUUGUGUGAUUUACAAACGGUAAAUUAAAGGGUUUCUUUCACUAGUCAACACCGUGUCGCAUAGAAUAUGCACCACUCAUAAACCUCCUUUAAUAAAUUUUUUGUUUUGUUUUUUGUGUAAUCUUCACAAAUUUUUUUUAGACUGCUUCAAGCAAAUUCACCAUUUCCUUUCUUGAUGGAACUGGCAGAAGUAGUGGAGAGAUUCCUUUGUCUCAAUCAGAAUGUUAAGCUUAUGAUUGAAUAAUAAAAAUAUAAUUCAAUUAGUCCCAUUAACUUCAAUUCCCUCUCUGCUUGUGUAGUUUAUAUAAAUUUGACAGAAAAUGAAAAUGUUAUAGGGACAUACAGCCGCCAGUGAUAUGAAAAGAAAUAGUCAAGAGUAUUAUUCGGGGCAGAACUUGAUUUUUUUCAUUAGUGCUCACUAAGCGUGAUUACAAAGGAUAUUAUUGUUCGCAGAUUGGUUCAGCAUUGAAAGUGAUCUCAUUAUUAACAUCUUUGGCUGGAACUGAUUUGUCAGCACUUUAACUUUAAAUUUAUAUUGUGUGGUUGUGUGCAAGGAAGCACUGGAAAAUCUUUGGAACACACCAAGAUCCAGUCUCUUCAGCUUUUGUGCGAUUAUAUGUACAUACGUAUAUGGGAAAACACGAAGUGCAAAGCAAACACGAUCUGUAAAUAUUUUUUUUCAUACUGUCGCCGAGUGGCUUCAAAGCCAGAAUGUUCUGUGUUCUCUAAACUGUCGGCGACGGUGGGUGCAUUUGUAAAAUAUAUUUUGUGUAGUGUUCCUAACUGUGCUGUUCUUUCCGGCUUGUGAUCUACAGGAAAGACAUGGUACAGUUCGUAACAAUAGGGUGCACCACCUAAUACCAUCUGAGCGCAAUUGUAAACAGUGUGAAUAUGUGAGCCUGUAUCCCUAGGGAUUUGUUUUACAUCAACAGGCUGCAAUUAUCAUAAAAAGAAAACUAAUAGAGCAAGAAUGAAGACAAACAUGUUCACAGAGUCUUUGGUACUGUGUAGCCAGACCAGUGCCCCAGGAAUAUCAAAGGAAAUGUCCGCCAUGUAAUUAGUUCUAAAAUAAGGAAUUCUAUGUUUAUUCUUUAUUUCAAAACUGCAAAUCCGCUAACUUUUAUACCAAUGUUGCUAAGUAAACUGUGACAACUAGGGUACUUGAUAAUGAAUUAGGAGAAAUAGAUUUUGUUAGCAUAUAUUCCGUGUACCAAAAAUAUUCAGGGAAUGCGGUUUUUGGUUCUUGUCCAUGUUAAAUGCAGGCAUUUCUUAGGUAUCUGUUGACAACAGAGCAAAACCAAUGUGACAUGAAACAAAUAAAAAUUCCAGGGCUUUUCCUC